Plectropomus leopardus (leopard coralgrouper) is the source of this 1749-nucleotide messenger RNA. It is a transcript of the gene myoz1a, whose product is annotated as myozenin 1a. NCBI's taxonomy places the organism in Eukaryota, Metazoa, Chordata, Actinopteri, Perciformes, Serranidae. Gene Ontology annotation, molecular function: actin binding; FATZ binding; telethonin binding. Gene Ontology annotation, cellular component: actin cytoskeleton; Z disc. The record is from RefSeq and is a predicted model, not a curated record.
UCCUCCUGUCUUGACACCAACACUGCUGCCACCCACACCCCCAACCCUCUGGAAGAUCUGCCAUCAGAGUGUAGGGUGGGUUUGCACUUCCCGGGACCUGGGUCCAGCCAUAGGGUCAGAGGCACUGAGGGAUUUGUAAACUUGCGAUCCAGAUCACCAGAAUUGAGCCCUGGGUCUCGUCUUCUCUGUUUGGUAUUUAUAGGUCUGUCUCUCCUCCCAGGAUAACAACAAAAACCCGCCAUGCCUCUGGGAAAACCUGCCCCGCUAAACAAGCGGAAAAAGCCCACCAAGAUCAUAACUGACCUAUCACAUAUCACUCAGGAUGAGUAUGAGUCAGAGCCGGAGGCAUCAGAGUUCGACCUGGGAACAAAGAUCAGGACUCCCAAAGACAUCAUGCUGGAGGAGCUUUCGUUGAUGAAAAACAAAGGAUCCAAGAUGUUCAAGAUGAGGCAGCAGAGAGUGGAGAGGUUCAUCUACGAGAACAACCCCGACGUCUUCAGCAGUGAGUCUAUGGACAACCUCCAGAAGUUUGUCCCUGCUCUGGGAGGUCAGAUGGGAGGUGACAUGAUAACUGUUGGUGGGCAUUUUGUUAGCAAACAGACUGGACACCUGCAUUUGGGAGCGAUGCAGGCUGGAGGAGCCCCCGUGCCUCCUCCAAAGCCUGGAAGCAAAGGUGCAGGAGCAGGAGGAGCAGGAGGAGCAGGAGGUGCAGGAGGUGCAGGAGGAGUGGGUGGGGGCGACCAAGGGAAAGGUGGAAAAGGAGAAGGAGCUAGUGAGUGGUCUCCACUUAAAGGAGGUGGAAAGGGUGACGCAUCCAAGAAGCUGAUUGUUGUGAAGACAUAUGUGUCUCCAUGGGAGAAGGCCAUGAAGGGUGAUGAAAAUCUGAUAGCCACUCUGAAAACUGGAAUGCCUGGUCCCAUUGUAAAUAGGGAUAUGCGAAAGUACAAAUGCUUCAACAGGUGUGCCAUGCCCUUUGGCGGCUUCGAAAAGGCCAACCAGUUCUUGAAAUUCCAGCUGCCAGAAACUGAAGCCAAACAGGAGCCUGAACCUGCAGUGGUGUACCAACAAGACAUCGGCUGCCGGCCUUCCUUCAACCGCACUCCUAUUGGCUGGGUGGGCAGCUGUGAGCCUGGCACUAUUCACAUGGAGACAGAUGCUGUUCCCUUCGAUGGAGAGACCGACGAGCUGUGAAAAAUAUUCAUACUGUGAUUACACUCACUGUUCACAUGCAUACACGCAAGCAUGAAUGCAUGCACACACACACACAAAAUAGAUGAGCUUACAGUGAAAUGUUAUACUGAUGAUCUCUAAGUGUGGAUGACUGAAAGCGUAAAUGAAAUGUGGUCUUCUUAUUUUGCUCUAUAUUUGGUUGUAAAGCAAAAAAACAAGCUGUAGAUGUCAUGGGGGAAGAAACAGAAAAGUUUCUUUAAGUUCUUAGGUUGAGUUUAAACACUCAAUUGGUCAGAAGAGUUUUUGUGCACGGUGAAAAGCUGCAGAUUUUGCCAAUGAGGAAAGAAUGAAGUAUGAAGGAUUGAUUUAUGCUAUGUUACUAUUGUCUUGAUGUCAACUCGUUACCAUACUUGUUAUUUCCCGGUGCCUUUUUUGUUGUUAAGAUUCUUUGUUCAUUUGUUGAGCUAUAAAAAAACUAUAAACCUGUCUAAUUCACAGUGCAUGCAUUGAGUCAUUUGCUGAUCCAUUAACCAACUGUAACAACACAGUUUCUCCACAAUAAACAUUUUCAAACUGUAA